GUAGAAAAACAGAUUAAAUUUUUUGAUUAUUAUUUGUGUAAAAUAAUUCAUAAUCCAAUUAUAUCAUCAAUAAUAAUAAUUACUAGUAUAUCAAUAUUAAAUAUUAGUCAAAUAAUUAAAAUACAACAGUCAAAUAAAAUUGAUUUUAUCUUUAUUAACGAUUAUUACUUUGACUUAUUACAAAAUAUUAUUAAUUUAAUCUUUAUAGUAAGAUUUAUUCUUAAUAAAUUUAAAACAAAUUUAAUAAUUGAAUCAAUUCUCUUUACUUUCCAAAAUUUGGGUUGUUAUUUGACUUUAUUUAAUCCAAACGUAUCGUUGUUAUACUCAAAUAUUAACUAUGUUUUCAAAGUAUUAAUCGUGUGGCAAAGCUUAUGUCCUUAUAUCAUCUUAUUUGUUAACUUUAUGGAUUAUUUGAAAAAUAAAAAUAAUGAAAAACAUGAAUUUGACUUGAAAUUCUUCUUAAUUGAAUCAAAUAAUAACUUCUUACCUAUUUUCAUUGCUCAUUCUUACAUCUUUAUUAAUUUCAAUUUCCCUUUUUUAUUAUCCUCUAAUUUCCAAUGGUUAAUCUUCAUCUAUAAAUUAUACUCUUUCUCCUUGAAAUUCUUCUGUAUUUAUCAAUUCAUUUUAUUCGAAUUGGUAAGAAUUUUCUAUUCUGUUAACUCCCCUGCUAAAAAUUAUUCAAGUUAUUAUACUCCAGUCAAU
Hyphopichia burtonii NRRL Y-1933 is the source of this 702-nucleotide messenger RNA. RefSeq lists its product as uncharacterized. NCBI's taxonomy places the organism in Eukaryota, Fungi, Ascomycota, Pichiomycetes, Serinales, Debaryomycetaceae. The transcript has a single exon. The annotation marks the transcript as partial. The record is from RefSeq and is a predicted model, not a curated record.